GAAAAUCCCAGAGAUUCCAAAAGAAAGCUACUGGAGCUGGUAGAAGGAUUUAGCAAAGUGGUGGGGUAUAAGAUUAACAUACAAAAAUCAGUCGGAUUCUUCUACACCAACCAAGAGAACUCCAAAAAGAAAAUCAAGGCAGUUAGACCUUAGGGUGGCUCCUGGUGGCCAUGGCCUUUACCCUGUACUCGCUGCUGCAGGCAGCCCUGCUCUGCGUCAAUGCCAUCGCCGUGUUGCACGAGGAGCGCUUCCUCAAGAACAUAGGCUGGGGAACAGACCAGGGAAUUGGGGGCUUCGGAGAAGAGCCAGGAAUUAAAUCUCAGCUAAUGAACCUUAUUCGAUCUGUAAGAACCGUGAUGAGAGUGCCACUGAUACUAGUAAACUCAAUUGUAAUUUUAUUACUUUUGUUAUUUGGAUGAAGACCAAUGGGGGAAAUGGAGACUGAGAAGAAGAGAUGCCAGCAGAAGUUAUUACUUCGGUCAUUAUUGGAAAAUAGAUAUCUUAGCUGGCCAACCUUGCACUUGACAAAAACGUAACGCUGACAAUAAAACAAGAGUUCUUGUUUAUCUGAUUUUUUUUUAAUGUUGCACUUGUAGUUUCAUUACAAAAAGAUCAGAUUAAUAUAACAAAGACGGUAACUACCCAGGAUUGAAAUACAUUUGAUAGCUGAUUGUUAAUAAUAAUAGUCCAUGCUGUGGUAAAGGCUGGAAAGGUGCAAGACUGUCACAUCUAAGUUUGCAGAGAUUUUUCUAUCUCAUUACUCAGGGAUGAAUUUUUUUUUCAAAUUUUUAAAGUUCCUUAUGACUUAGCUGUGAUGUAAGAGUGAUUAUCCCUGAGAUACAGUUUAAAGGCAUUUUUAAAAGUAAUUACUACAUACAAAAUGAUAAAUAAGUAAUUUAGAUAAUUUUAUUUUGAAAUUUUUGGUUAAAUAUUUUGAGUAUAGCCUCAGCUAUGAAAAAUUUAAAUUUACUAUAACUGUUAGGGAGAAAUACUCCCUGAUUUCAGGGAGAAUUCUAAUUUUCUAAGUCAGUACGUCACAUAAUUUGAUGAUUGUGUUUUUGUUUUAAGUUCUUUUCAUGAAUUUAUUAAUUUUCCUGAAUGAUGAGAUUAAACCAACAUCUACAUAUUUUCACUGGUAGAAAAACCUGUGUAGAAAAGUCUGUGCCCUUUUACAAUGAUGACGUAUUUUUUAAAGUCAGCAUAAGUGUUAGCCCACAAGAGCAAUCCUAAACAAUCACAAUUAAACUAUGCUGUAUAGGAAGAUAAUAUUUAUUGUGAAGCAUUGACUUCCAAAAAAAUUAUCCCAUGUUUCCAUUUCUUGGUGGAGUAAGAUAUUAUGGUGUGAUUCUUAAUUUUUCAUUCUGCAUGAUAAAAGAGCAUUUGUGCUGGAUAAAUUGUUUUUUUGCUUUAUUUUUAUGUCUUAGACCAUCCUGUGAGGUUAUUUGCUCAUUCCAUAAUACAGUUUUAUGAAAAAAGUUAAAACUAUGUAAAUAGUUUUUGUGGAAAUCAUCAGUUACAGUAUUUUGAACAGCUGGAAUGACAUCUUUGUUUAUAGGAGAACAUUUAUAAAUAAAGUUGAAUUUCCAAGUCAAGCAUUUGUUUUUAUAUCUUAGUAUAUACCUGUCAGUGUUGAUUGAAUUAAUCUCCGUUUUGUAACACAUCUUAUUUUUCUUUGCUAUAAAAUCUCUGAGCAUAUAUUUAAUGAAAAAAAGAAAAGAAAAUCAGGAAAAUGACACCAUUUAUAAUAGCCCCUCAAAAGACAAAAUACUUAGGAAUAAGCCUAACUAAGAUUGCUAUGAGUCAGAAUUGACUUGACAGCAACAAGUUAACAGGAGGGACGCAAAAGACAUAUACAAAGAAAAUCACAAAAAGCUACUGCAAGAAACCAAACCAAAAAAAAAAAAAAAAACCCAUUGCCA
Molecule: messenger RNA, 1919 nt
Organism: Loxodonta africana (African savanna elephant)
Lineage: Eukaryota; Metazoa; Chordata; Mammalia; Proboscidea; Elephantidae
Product: immediate early response 3-interacting protein 1-like
Exons: 1
Coding region: 171-419 (82 amino acids)
Biological process (GO): endoplasmic reticulum to Golgi vesicle-mediated transport
Cellular component (GO): COPII-coated ER to Golgi transport vesicle; endoplasmic reticulum membrane; Golgi membrane
Source: RefSeq, a predicted model, not a curated record